This is a messenger RNA of Vitis riparia (riverbank grape), 2272 nucleotides long. RefSeq names its product CBL-interacting serine/threonine-protein kinase 5-like. NCBI's taxonomy places the organism in Eukaryota, Viridiplantae, Streptophyta, Magnoliopsida, Vitales, Vitaceae. The coding region runs from base 577 to 1953 and encodes 458 amino acids. Gene Ontology annotation, molecular function: ATP binding; protein kinase activity. The record is from RefSeq and is a predicted model, not a curated record. Gene Ontology annotation, biological process: protein phosphorylation; signal transduction. The transcript has a single exon.
UUCUUUAGAUUUUCGAGCAAUAAUAGUAAAUAUAAGAAAAGGGGAAUAUUCUCUGAUUCCCAGAGAACAGAGGAUUUAGGGUGACUUCUAAUUUGGAUUUCAAAUUGUUUAGUUGAAAUUUCCUAUCAACUGGGUAGAUAUUUCUAUGUGCUGUGCUGGCCGUUUCUCACCCCAAAACCAUGGUCUCUGCUUUGCUACAAGACAACGUCACUCCUCCACUUUCUCCCCAAUCACCACCAUCUUCCUCGUAACCAUCGGCCACCAAUCUCCUCCCGAACUCAAUCUUUUCCAAUUACCGCCUUUUCUUUCCCCUCAGAUUUCUUUCUGGUUACCAAUCUUCGUCAGUAGCGUAUUCACUGCCGCUCGAUCACACCCAAUUCUCCAUAUCUGGCGGUGAUCUGCAUCGGUUUGUCUUCACUUUUCCACUGGGUUGCAUUCUACUCCAGAAAAUUCUGCACCCAGUCACAAACGAUUCCUCGGUUUCUCCAAUGAUUGCCACCAGUUCUUUCUGACCUCCCGCUUGGGUCGCACUCCAUUUUUGAAAAACCGUCCGUCACUAGUGUGAUUUUGCUUGACAUGGAGGGGCAGAAGAACCAAGUUGUUGAUGAAGCAAGAAGCAUAUUGUUUAAGAAAUACGAGAUGGGAAAGCUUCUUGGGCAGGGCACCUUCGCAAAGGUGUACCACGCGAAGAGGCUUGGGAGUGGGGACAGCGUUGCCAUCAAGGUGAUCAACAAGGACCACGUGAAGAAACAGGGCAUGAUGGAGCAGAUCCAGCGCGAAAUCUCUGUUAUGCGCCUUGUUCGCCAUCCCAAUGUGGUGGAAUUGAAGGAAGUGAUGGCCACGAAGACCAAAAUCUUCUUCGCCAUGGAGUUCGUAAAGGGUGGUGAAUUGUUCGCAAAAGUGGCCAAGGGAAGGCUCAAAGAGGAUUCGGCUAGAAAAUACUUCCAGCAGCUUGUCAGCGCCAUCGAUUUUUGCCACAGCAGAGGCGUUUCCCACCGCGAUCUCAAACCCGAAAACUUGCUCCUCGAUGAAAACGAGAACUUGAAAGUCUCCGAUUUUGGGCUGUCGUCGUUGCCGGAGCAGCUCAGAAAUGAUGGAUUGCUGCACACACAGUGUGGGACGCCAGCAUACGUGGCGCCGGAGGUGUUGAGGAAGCGAGGCUACGACGGAGCCAAGGCCGAUACAUGGUCUUGUGGGGUUAUUCUCUAUGUUCUGCUUUGCGGCUUUCUUCCAUUUCGAGCAGAGAAUGUUAUGAAGAUGUACACCAAGGUUUUCAAGGCAGAGUUCGAGUUUCCUCCAUGGGUUUCGACCCAAGCAAAGCGGCUGAUAUCGAAGCUCCUAGUUGCUGAUCCCGAGAAACGAAUCACCAUUUCUGCGAUCAUGGAGGAUCCUUGGUUUCAGAAAGGUUUCAGGAAGCCUAUUGCCUUUUCAAUUGAAGAACAAGAGAACAACGAGGAGUGGCAAGGGUGUAGAGGGGAGGUGGAAAUGGUGAGAACAAAGUCCUCACCACCUUUCUACAACGCCUUCGAGUUCAUCUCCUCAAUGUCAUCGGGCUUCGACUUGUCCAGCUUGUUCCUGAGCAAGAGGAAGUCGGGCUCCAUGUUCACCUCCAAGUGCUCCGCCUCAACCAUCAUGGCCAAGCUCGAAUCACUGGCCCAGAAGCUCAAUUUCAGAGUGGUGAACGUGAAGGACUUCAAGGUGAAAAUGCAGGGGCUAGUGGAUGGGCGAAAGGGGAAGUUGUCGGUAACGGCCGAGGUGUUCGAGGUGGCGCCGGAAGUGGCCUUGGUCCAAUUCUCCAAGUCCGCCGGUGACACCCUCGAGUACACCAAGUUUUGUGAGGAGGAGGCCAGGCCUGCUCUCAAAGACAUUGUUUGGAGUUGGCAAGGUGAAAAUGAGUGCAGUGAUCAUCAGAGGCCCAUAGUCCAUGAAAAUGGAGCCGAAAUCUGCGCAUAAACAGCCCCCAAAUGUCUGGAAUUGCUUUAAUUUCCUGAGAUUUUGUGUUAUAGGCAACCUUAUAGAAUUUUCUUUUUUUACAAAAUCAGUAUCAUAUGAUCUCUACACCUAUUCCCAGAAACAAUCGCUUCUUGGAAUUGGCAUGAAAGGGGUCUCAGCAGCAGUAGUUGUAGAAAUGGAUAAUUCCCUUUAUCCUUAACCUUUUUUGACUUACUUUUGUACAAAGUAGGAGUGGAUGGCGUGGGUUUGCGACAAGUGAGCAUUGUAAGAAUGUUGUUGUAACUAAAAGUAAAUGAUAAUUUGUUCCCAGUUUGUAUUU